ACAGAGGAGGGAUUUUACCGUCACCGGGGCCAGAUAGUGACUUCCAUUAAAAGCUAGCAGAGUAUUUCAUUUCGGCCUGCAAGGUUCAUCCUUGCAAUAUAUCAGUGCAGCGCGCACAAUAUAAUAUGCAAGCUGUACCUGAAAAAGAAGGUAAAUUAAAUUAAACUAUUACUAGUUUCCAGUAAGAUUGUCUAUAUUAAGUGUCGGUUUCCAUAACCCUCUCAGUGACACUUUCAACCUCCGUUCCAUAAGCUGUGAUGUCUAAAUUGGUGCCGGUGUACGUUGUUUGGUGCCUUGCGCUCGCUUGUAGUUCAGUCUCUCCGAAUGAGGUGGCGGGCGACAAGCUAGAUGAUGUAACUCCUGAACAGGACGGUGAGCUGAAUGGGGAUUACGAGACGCUGGAGGACGAUAUGGACAACCAGGAAAAUAUCAUGACUCAGCUACUGGGUGAUUAUGACAAAGUGAAAGCGCUGUCGGAAGGGUCUGACUGCAGGUGUAAAUGUGUCGUCAGACCCCUCAGCAGGAGCGCGUGCCGGCGAAUCGAGGAAGAUAGCGCCAAGGCGCAAGACUUUUACACCGUGGAGACUCUCACUUCGGGGUCGGACUGCAAGUGCGCCUGCAUUGCCCCUCCCUCCGCUCUGAACCCCUGCGAAGGGGAUUUCAGGUUCAAGAAGCUACAAGACGCCGGGAAGGAUGACAUCAAAAUAUCAACCAUUAUGGAUUUGCUGGAAGGAGCUCUUUAUGGAAUGGAUUUGUUAAAGUUGCACUCCAUCACGACAAAACUUCUCAAUCGAGUUGAAAAUAUUGAAAAGACUGUGUCCCAGAACCACACAGAGCAGACGGUGAUGACUGGGGCAGAAGAGCAGGUCCAGACCCCGGUAAAGGAGAGCAGCACACAACCGCGAUCAGACAAGAAGAAACGCAUGCCUAUGCCCCCGCUCCAGAGGGACGCUGCCGCCACUGACACAGAACACAAGAAAGAGCACGAGGAGAAGUUUGUGGGGACACAGGGCCCAUCCAGACCCCUCCUGAAGAGGAGCCAGCCGGAGAGAGUGAUGGAGGAGGAGUUGAGGGUGGAGGAACAUCAGAAGCAAGCUCAGGUCCGACCAGGGAUGGUAAUCCGGGGGAUAACCUAUUACAAGUCCAGCAUGGAGGAGGACCAAGACAUGGACGAGCACCCUGUGGUGGCGGCAGUGGAGGAAGUUGUCAGUGGUGAUGGAUCAGUGGAUUUGGUGUUGGACCAUCUGCUCCUCAAGAGGAAACACACGGUCCCCAGAGCCAAUGAGAGAGAGAGGGUGAAGACUAAACAGCCUGCGGAUCCGGCCACCACAGCAGACAGAGGGCAGACCUCUGACAUCGGCUCAGCCCUGCCCGCCUAUAUUCCUAGCGCUACAUAUGAAAACUGGUCAAACAUUGCUCUGCUGGAAAGUUCUGCAGAAGAAACGCAUGGAACCAUCGCACCGCCCACCACUACAACAACGGCACCACUUCCAACCCCCACUACCAUUCUCCAGACUGCUGCUGCAGCCACUGAAGCCACCACGACCACUUCUGCUCCUCCACAAGAAACCACUGGGGAAACGGAAUCGCCGACCUCCACUCAUCUGACUGCAUCGCCGACCACGACUUCCACAGCCCGGCCAGCCAAAGAUGUCGCAGCGGCUAAACCCAAGUACCGAAUCAGCUGGACCGAGAGCCCAACAGAAGAAGCCAUGAGCAUGGAGCCAACAAAAACUCCUGGUGAGUGCAAGGACACCCUGGCCUCCAUCUCCGAUCCUGUGACCCACAACACAUACGGCAAACAGGAAGGAGCAUGGAUGAAGGAUCCAAAGAGCCUUGAAAACAAGAUCUACGUCGCAAACUACUACUUUGGAAACAUCCUGCUGGAAUUCCCGGACAUGGAGACCUUCAGAAAAGGACAGCCCUCCAACUCCUACAAGCUUCCAUACAACUGGAUCGGCACAGGUCACAUGGUCUACAAUGGGGCCAUCUUCUACAACCGAGCUUACUCACGUGACAUCAUCAAGUUCGACCUGAAGAUGCGCUACGUGGCAGCGUGGACCACACUACACGAUGCGGCCUUCGAGGAAGACACGCCCUGGCAGUGGCGCGGCCACUCGGACAUCGAUUUUGCCGUGGACGAAAGCGGGCUGUGGAUGAUCUACCCGGCCCUAGACGAGGAGGCUUUCCACCAGGAGGUGAUUGUCCUGACUAAGGUGAACCCCACGGACCUCAGCAUACAGAAGGAGACCACCUGGAGGACGGGCCUGCGCAGGAACUUCUACGGCAACUGCUUCGUCGUCUGCGGCGUCCUGUACGCCAUUGACAGCUUCGACCGGGCGAGAGCCAACAUCUCUUACGCCUUCGACACACACACAAACACGCAGAUGAUACCCCGACUACCCUUUGCCAACAGCUACUCCUACAACACAUAUAUUGACUAUAACCCCAAGGAGCGGGUCCUGUAUGCUUGGGACAAUGGUCAUCAGGUCACCUACAACUUAGUUUUUGCCUACUGAACAGGGGUUGUAGGAAAAAAAAAAACAAAGCUGCCCAGCACUUUUUGUAUAAAAGAAAAAAAAGGAAUAAAUGAUUUUUAUAUCAAAGUGGAUUGUAGAGCAGUCUGCACGACCCUUGUGGGUCUUUACACGUGAGGUACCAACAAUUUUUUUAAACUAGUGUCUGCCUUGCAUACGAUUUGGUUUUUUUAACCUGCUAUUUAAUGUCCACUUUUUUACCUCUAAAAGGGCUGGUCAAAUUUAAUCACUCAUUGAAGCAUGACAAGGUCGUUAUUGUACUGCUCGUUAUGACUUAACAGAAUGUACUGUAUAUACUGUAAUUUAGAAUAAACCUUAUUUCAAUACA
Conger conger (European conger) is the source of this 2865-nucleotide messenger RNA. RefSeq names its product olfactomedin-like 2Bb (gene olfml2bb). Gene Ontology annotation, biological process: signal transduction. Lineage: Eukaryota; Metazoa; Chordata; Actinopteri; Anguilliformes; Congridae. The record is from RefSeq and is a predicted model, not a curated record. The transcript has 8 exons. Bases 258 to 2519 code for a protein of 753 amino acids.